UCUGUCAUCACCUGGCCACCGUUGCAAAGCUGGAAAUAUAAAAUUGAUAUGGAAAGGGGAUCCUAUGCGAGAUUGGACCGAAUCGAUAACAUCCAGAUAGAGUUGAAUGAAAAAUCGCAAGUAUCCCUUGAAGACGAUCCAAGCGAACUACACAAGAGAAAUAAAACCUACGAAAAGCAUGUUGAUUACGUUUUGGUUUACGAAACUCCAAAGGAUGUCAGUGGAAUGGAUGAUGAUGCUCUCGCAAAACAAAGGAAACUUGUUGCAUGGCGAUAUUCAUUUGAAAAAUGCCUUGAAAAUAAACUAGGGUUAGAUCUGCAGCGUAAGACUGUGAUCAUCGGGGAGGAUCCAGAAAUAGAACGUACUUUUGUGCUGAUCCAUGCGCCUUGGAAUGUGUUGGCACAGAGUGCUGAGCGGAUGAGAUUAAAGGUUCCUCUUCGACCCAAUGACGCGGUAUUUUCUUCAUGGAUAGAGAAUACAAUUGGUCACAAAUUGUUCGAAAAGUUGCAGAGCAAAAAUCCUUUUGUCCUUCAUGAUUCCACCCUAGGCGAAAAGCCGAGCUUUUACAUGGCUCCCUUUCUAGAAGAUCACUUGAGCGAGUAUGUGAACAACGAGGACAAAGAGAGCUUUUUUAAAGUCUUGGAUCGCCACUACAUCGUCCAACACUUGCUUCAAAAUGCUCGGUUUGCGAGAGGACCGGACGGGGUCGGGCUACAAAGGCUUCUUCUGGAUCAGGCUUACCUCGCUGCGUAUUCACUUCAUGAUGGCCCAGAUUCGCAGGAAGAAGGAGAAGCUGCAACAAAUGAUCGACAGAAGCUGAAAGCAGACUGGGCAAGAUUUGGCAGAUUCUUCAAGCAUCAACCUUAUGAUGCCAUCAAGGAUUACUUCGGACACGAAGUCGGCCUCUAUUUUGCCUGGCUCGGAUUUUACACCGCCAUGUUGUUUCCUCUUGCCAUUGUUGGCUUGCUGGUAUUCAUCGCUGGUGUUAUUUCAGCAGGCUCCUACAUCCCUGUUCAAGAUCUUUGCGACGAGAAAAACAGAGGUCGUUGGUAUAUGUGUCCAUUGUGUGACAAACAGUGCAGCUUUUGGAAUCUAGCUCCCGACGUCUGCAUGUAUGCUUACACAACGCAUCUGCUUGACAACGAUGGAACUGUGUUCCUUGCUUUUGUUGUGGCCAUCUGGGCCACGCUAUUCCUUGAGUUUUGGAAACGUCGCCAAGCAUCCCUCGCUCAAGAAUGGCACACCUCUGAGUUUGAGGAAGAAGAAGAACAAUUUCGUCCUGAAUACAGGAAAAGUUUACCAAAAGAACAGUUGCAAAUGUUUCUCUUUAAACGUAACCCAGAGACCGGAAAAAUAGAACCUUUAGUUUCCAAGGUUAAGACGUACCGAAGAUAUGGCACAGUCUUUGCUGUGGUAGCUUUCAUGAUUCUUCUAGUUCUUGGAGCUGCAGUUGGCGUAGUGGUAUACCGUGCCGCCAUGUUUGCUGUACUGAGUGGUAGCAGGGACAACAAUGUUCAAAAACGUGCUCGUAUCAUCACGGCGGCAACGGCUGCGCUUAUCAAUCUUGUUUUUAUAAUGUUUUUGUCCAAAGUGUACGAGAAGCUGGCAAUUUGGCUAACUGACUGGGAAAACCCACCCACAGAAAGCGCUUACAAGGACAGUUUCACAUGGAAAAUGUCUUCUUUCCAGUUCGUCAACAACUAUUCAGCCUUAUUUUAUAUUGCUUUCUUUAAAUCAAACCUUAUUGUGGGAUCUCCUGGAAAAUACAGGAGGCUGAUGAGCAAGUAUCGAUUAGACGGCUGUAGCGAGCAGGGAUGCUUUUUGGAACUUGCUGUUCAACUUUUUAUAAUCAUGGUGGGAAAGCAGAUUUUCUUCAAUAUAUUUGAAAUGGCGAUGCCAUAUUUGAGUCUGUUGAAGAAUCGGCGUAGCAAAGAGAAUCCAGAUGACUGUCCUCAGUACGAAAGCGACUACGAUCUAACUGCAUGUGAAAAGCAUUACAUGUUCUGGGAGUACUUAGAAAUUGUUUUACAGUAUGGCUUUGUGACCAUGUUUGUGGCUGCGUUCCCACUCGGCCCGUUGUUUGCCUUUAUCAACACCAUCAUUGAGAUCCGUCUGGACGCUAUCAAGUUCUUGUGCCACUUUCGCCGACCGGAUGUUGCCCGUGUUGAGGACAUAGGGGCCUGGUACGACGUCCUGGAAGCUGUGACAAGAGCUUCAGUGCUGGUGAAUGCGUUCAUACUCGCGUUCACUUCAGAGUUUAUCCCGAAACUCCUUUACAAAGUCAUGUACGCUCCUGAUCGUCAUUCCUCAGGUGGAGGCACUCUGAAGGGAUACGUUAAUUUUACACUAGCUGCCAUUGAUUUGGAUACCCUCUACUCAUGGGAAAAUGGAACCCAGCCAGACAACCCGACAGAAAAUCUAAACUACACAAGAAGUCAUUGCAGAUACCCUGGAUACCAUGAUAGCACUUACCCGUAUGGCUUCUCCAAAGCAUACUGGCACCUCCUAACUGCUCGGUUGGCCUUUGUGUUCGUAUUUCAGUUUGUAGUUUACACUGUGACAGGAUUUAUUGCUUGGUUGGUGCCUGACAAGCCUGAUGAGCUGCAGUUUAUUAUGGAAAGAGAAAGAGAAAUGGUCAAGACAGUGUUCUAUACUCCUGAAUACGACAGUGACAUCGAGGAACUUAAGGAAGAAGAGGAUGAUAACGUAACACAGUAUGAGGAUGCCCUGGAUGAAAUCAACGUUGAAAGCAAAAAAUUUGAUCAAACACACGAGUCUUAACCCUAAUUACCUUAGGUGUGAUACACAUGCAACUUCUUACCCCAAUUUCAAUUCAUUAUUUACAUCAAAAAGACGAUAAAAAUUUAGAAAAUUAU
Pocillopora verrucosa is the source of this 2876-nucleotide messenger RNA. Its product is annotated as anoctamin-4. Gene Ontology annotation, molecular function: chloride channel activity; protein dimerization activity. NCBI's taxonomy places the organism in Eukaryota, Metazoa, Cnidaria, Anthozoa, Scleractinia, Pocilloporidae. The record is from RefSeq and is a predicted model, not a curated record. Gene Ontology annotation, biological process: chloride transmembrane transport. Gene Ontology annotation, cellular component: plasma membrane.